This is a messenger RNA of Tyto alba (common barn owl), 3209 nucleotides long. It is a transcript of the gene GPR82, whose product is annotated as G protein-coupled receptor 82. Lineage: Eukaryota; Metazoa; Chordata; Aves; Strigiformes; Tytonidae. Gene Ontology annotation, biological process: G protein-coupled receptor signaling pathway. Gene Ontology annotation, cellular component: membrane. The record is from RefSeq and is a predicted model, not a curated record. The coding region runs from base 493 to 1527 and encodes 344 amino acids. Gene Ontology annotation, molecular function: G protein-coupled receptor activity. The transcript is spliced from 3 exons.
ACUGUUACAAUCACUCUUAUGCAGUAUCUCAUGCUUUUUAUUUCUCUAAUGAAGCUGCAUCCUGACCUAAUUUCAAAGUCUUUUUUGCACAGACAGCAUCAUCUUGUCUGAACUUUAAGUACCUAGUCACUUUUUGACACUGCAAAAGAAAAGUGUGCAUUCUGAAAACCUACUUAUGCCAGAGAGAGACUUUUUUUAACUGUACUUUCCAGAUUCAAGUAUCAUCCUUUUCAUUGCAGCAGUGGAGAUAAAAAGGAUAUCAGACAGAAAAAUUUCCUUUCUGCAAAGGAAGGUGCCUGCAGCUUGCAUAUAGAUUCUAUGCACAUAAAAUCUUUGGGGUUUAACAUCAGCCAAAUUUUCUUCACAAGAUGUCAGUGGAAGAGAACACCCAAACAGUAACCUCAUGCAAAAUCAAGACGAUUACCCCAGAGGACAAACAGCAGUUAGUAACACUGAAAGCUCUGACCAUUCAUUCAAGAAAUAGCGGCAUAAAUGAGAAAUUCAACAUGUCUUCUUCAGCCAUCGUUAGCUACGACUGUAGCUCUACCAGUCAUCUACUCCUUCCUAUUUCCUGCUGGAAGUUUUGGAAAUAUUCUCACUGCCUGGAUAUUUUCAAGGCAAGCACUCACAAAAAGAACACAAUACAUUUACCUGGCAAACCUUGUCACUGCAAAUUUACUCAUAUGUAGCACAAUGCCUUUUCUGGCUGCCUAUUUUGCAAGAGGUUACCAAUGGACUUAUGAGUCUGCAGCAUGCAGAAUUGCAAAUCACCUUGGGACUCUCAUUAUGCAUGUCAGUAUGUAUGUUACGAUUAUAAUUUUGUGUUCAACUGCUCUAAGUCAGUAUGCAACACUGAAGAAAAACUGUGAUACACAAUACUCUCAAGCAGUUAAUGAAAACUUUUACAGAUGUGUACUUAAAAAGUUUCGUCAGCCGAAAUUUGCUAAAUAUUUGUGCAUAAUUAUAUGGCUUACUGUGCUCUGCAUAACGGUAGUAGCUAUAACAUAUAAUAUCCAGGCAAGGGCUAUGAAAGAAUUUCACAGAUGCUACAACAUCAAUGUAGAAGCUGGUGAAUUUGCCACAAUGAUUGCAGCUUCUUUUGCCACUCCGUGUUUUUUUGUAUCCUUUAUGACAGUUUUGUCAUCAUACUAUUCUCUUACCAGACAUCUGAGUAAAAUACAGAAAAAUACCUGUAUCAGAGAAAAACAUCUAAUUUACAGUACUGUAAAAAGAAACAUUUUUGUCAUCCAGAUGAUAUUAACUGUCUGCUUUCUUCCAUAUCAUAUUUUUAGGCCAAUUUUUUAUGCACUGCUUAAAAGUGAUGACUGCCCAAGGUUAAACUAUCUAGUAGAAAUUAAAAAUUUCCUUACUUGUCUUGCUGCUGCUAAGAGUAGUUUAGAUCCAGUUAUAACCCUUCUGCUAGAUAAAACAUUUAAGAAAAGUCUGUAUGGUCUGUUUACAAAAUCCACACCAGAACACCACAAACGUAAAGCUGAUAUUUUCACUGAAGAGAUUCCCGAAAUGUGAAUGAAUAUGGAAAGAUAUUAGUAGAAUAUAAGUAACAAUAAACUCAUUUUAACUACCUAUAACCAGACUUUAAUAUGAAAUGGUAAAUAUUUAAAUAAAAUGCUAACAUAUUACCUGGAUUUUUUUUUCCAAAUGUUCUUGCUUGCUACAUCAACAUCAGCUAUAGUAAAUCCAAUGGGUAUAUUCAUAUGAAUCCAAGUAAUUUAUACAGUGAACUCUGUAAUCCUCUUUAUCCAUGCAAUGCAAAAGACAUUUUAUGUUUCACACAUCGACAGUGUUUUCUACCUAAAUAACCAAGGAAGAAGGUAGAAAGUAGGCUGAAUUUGAGGAGUUUAGUGCGUAAAGAAAAUUUCUGGAUGACAUCUUAUUCUAAAAUUACUGAAAAUGUCAUUAUUUACUUUAGCUAUGUCCAUCACGUUAGGGUUUUGCUAUAGGAACUGAUUUUUUAGGAGUAAAAAAACUGUGUUAAGAGAUUAUGCACUUUUUUUUAUUCUAGCCUUCACAGGAAAAGCCUUACUACAGUUUUGUACUAAAAUAGGAAAAAGCUCACAUUUAAGAUUUAAUUAAGUUAUCACCCUGCUCUGACAUUUGCUAUCAUGGCCACAGUGUUACUGACAUUACAUCUGCAACAGGGUGACUCUGAAGAGAAAGUUUUGAUGGUGACUAAUAACCUGCAGAGGUGAAGUAUCCAGAGAUGAAGAGAAACCUUGUGGCCUAAGAUUCUACUCAGUGUUUGAGAAGAAUGGGGUUUAUACGUGCUCUAUACCUUUGUCAGCUAUCAUUUUUCUUGCAGUCUUAUCCAUGGCAGUCAUGUUCAACAGCUGAGGCGGUGGCUUCCUUAUUAGUACACAGCCUUGGUGUACUUACUUCACUUCACAGGUCAAUUAACACAUGCUGCUCCAGAAGGCAUCUCCUUCACAACACUGUUUAAAUCCAGACCAUUUAUAGAAGAGUGCAUAAAGCACAAAAGAUCUACAAAAUUGCAACAUACCUGAAUAUACAAUAAUUUUCAUUGAAGAAAAAAAAAGGAUGAAAUGCAUAUAUGCAGUUAUUUCUAACCUAUGGUACUACUUGUGAUUAAAAAAUCCCCCAACAAAACAAAUCACUAGAAUUUCCAUACUCCUAGUCUAGUCUUGUGAGGCAAAUUCUAUGGUUUAUUUAGGAAGGCAUAAAUGCUUAUUAUUUACUGGUAUACAAAAUAUAUUCAGUGAUCAUUAACAGUAUGAGAGCAGUGCAAAACAGGAGAUUUUGUGGGGUUUUGUUGUUUGUUGGGCUUUUUUUUUGAACUGUAGGAGUUAGAAUGUCACAAUGACUUAAGCAGAGAUUUCAACUAUUUUGAAUAAUUUCUGUUGAAGACACUUAACAUUACAUAAUGGUCUUUUCCCUUGUACAAUCUUCUCUGCAACUGAGAUCAAGAGCAGUUUACUGAGUGUAAAAAGUGCUAUAAAAUACUAUGUAUUCUGAGAAAUUCUAUCACUCACCCAAACUUCACAAUAAAAUGUGGUGAGCAAUUCUGUCUUUCCAGCCCUACACUACUGAGUUCCAUGACCGGUACACUAAACCGACCCAUGUGCCAGUAGACAAAAAAUAUUAGGUCUUCUCUAGGAGGGACCCCAAGACUUCAUAUCAUCUGACAGCUGCUUCACAGUCUGCAGAAGUUAAAUAAAGAUGCACGUGAAAAA